Messenger RNA from Entrophospora candida, 371 nucleotides. Lineage: Eukaryota; Fungi; Glomeromycota; Glomeromycetes; Entrophosporales; Entrophosporaceae. The record is from the annotation of a GenBank genome assembly.
ACAAACUAGAAAAGCAGAUAAUAAUGAACAACUUACAAAAGCAGCUCAUAUUAUUGACCAUCUUCGCCAUGAUAAUAUAUUUCGAAGUUCAUUUGUUGCCAAAAAAAAGUAUCCUUAUUGCAAAAAAGAUUUAAUAGGAUUAACAGACAAGGCAUCUUGUUUUCUCCUUGAACUAUUCACUAAAGUCAAAAACAAUGUAGGAAAAAAUUAUCCACCAAUUGACCAAUCAAUAGAGUGUCAUCUUAAGGAUACUUGUAUGAAGCCUCAACUAAAUUCUAGUGAUCAAAAUUUUCAGCAGUUCAUAAAGCUGACGCUUCUUCCAUGUGGUCAUAUUUAUCAUGAAUAUUGUUUACAACAUCAUGAAUACAAGU